GGCGCGUGUCUGACGGGCCGUCUGAACCGGCUGCGAAGCAGGGCCGGAUGGAUGGAUCCCCGAGUUGCCUGGAUCCAGCCCGAGCAGAAAGGCCCCGCCAAUGCGCUCUGGAUGCAGAUCUGGGAGACCUCGCAAGGCCGGAGCGGCGGCGGCGGCGGUGGCGGCGGCUCUUCGGCGUCCUCGCCGUCUGCGCCUGCCUUCCCGCCGACGGCCGCCCCCCGCUAUUCCUUCUGUCGGUUUAGCUCGCCGUUGGCGGCGGCGCCUCCAUCCCCGCCCCGCUCGGAGGCCUCCGUUGUUACCGGCGGAGCUCCGUCGUCUCCUCAGCUGAUCUCCAAGCCGGCUUCCCUGCGCUUUCUUCCUGCUGCGCAGAGCGCGGAAAGGCGAGCGCCGCCGCCGCGGCUGCUGCUCCUCCAGAAGGCCCCGUCGGCGUCCCUCUCCUCCUUCUCUUCGUCCUACUCCUCGGCCGAGUCUGGUGCUGACAGCCCCGGCGGUGGGUCUUCCUCGUCGCUUUCCUGCGUCCGGCCCGGACUUGGGCCGCCUCCGGCCUCGGGCAAAAUUUUGGCAGGCACCGCUGAAGUGAAUUCAGGGAACCAAGAAGAGCUGGAGGAGGAGGAGGAGGAAGUAGGGCAGGCCCCGCGGGCCUCCGGCGUGGCCGUUACCACCCCGUCCUCUCCCCAUCCCCUUUACUACCACCAUCAUCAUCACCACCACCACCACCAGUACCACCCGGGGCGCAGGAAACGAGAGAACAAGGCCAGCACGUAUGGGAUGAACUAUCUGCUUUCCAGCGGCUGUGUCGGCACCGUCCACAGAGGGACCGGCCCGGCUGGCGAAAGCGACCCCUGCUCUCCUCCAGCCCAGGCCGGCUGCGCCCUCGCUCUAGGCACGCCUUGGAAAAAUAGGCAAUACAGCUCAGGUAUACAAGGGCUCCAUGAAGAAAUAAUUGACUUUUAUGACUUUAUGUCCCCAUGUCCUGAAGAAGCAGUUAUGAGACGAGAAGUUGUGAAAAGAAUAGAAACUGUCAUCAAAGAACUUUGGCCUACAGCUGAUGUUCAGAUAUUUGGAAGUUUUAGUACAGGACUUUAUCUGCCAACAAGUGAUAUUGAUUUAGUGGUUUUUGGAAAAUGGGACAGCCCACCUCUCCAGCAGCUAGAACAAGCCCUAAGGAAACACAAUGUGGCUGAGCCACAUUCGAUUAAAGUACUUGACAAAGCUACAGUACCAAUAAUUAAACUUACAGACCAGGCUACAGAGGUGAAAGUUGAUAUUAGUUUUAAUGUAGAAACUGGUGUGAAGGCAGCUCGUCUUAUCAAAGACUACAUGAAGAAAUACUCAUUGCUGCCUUACUUGAUUUUAGUAUUAAAGCAAUUCCUUCUUCAGAGGGAUUUGAAUGAGGUUUUUACUGGUGGAAUUAGCUCCUACAGCUUAAUUUUAAUGGCAAUUAGCUUCUUACAGUUGCACCCAAGAAUUGAUGCUCGAAGAUUUGAUGAAAAUCUAGGAAUGCUUCUAAUAGAAUUUUUUGAACUCUAUGGAAGGAAUUUUAAUUACUUAAAAACUGGCAUUAGAAUAAAAAAUGGGGGUGCCUAUAUUGCCAAAGAAGAAAUCAUGAAAACUAUGACUAAUGGAUAUCGACCAUCCAUGUUAUGCAUUGAAGAUCCCCUACUGCCUGGCAAUGAUGUCGGAAGAAGUUGUUAUGGUGCCAUGCAAGUAAAGCAGGUUUUUGACUAUGCCUACAUCGUUCUAAGCCAUGCAGUAUCACCACUUGCAAAAUCAUAUCCUAAUAGAGAUUCAGAAAGUACUUUAGGUAGAAUUAUUAAAGUGACAGAAGAAGUAAUUGACUACAGAGCAUGGAUUAAAAAAAAAUGGGGAAGCAAAGCUAACUUUUCAUCUGAACUUGAUGUUCAGCUGAAAGAGAGAGAAUCAAUAUCUUCAGAGAGUGCAACGCAGAAUAGAGAUGCCGAAUUGCUUUACAACCAACCAUUGACUUUAUCAUUUACUGAUAUGCAACAAUUAUCAUCAGGUUCAUCUGCCUCUUCAGUGUCAUCUCUUUCUGGAAGUGACGUCGAUUCUGAUACUCCACCUUGCACAACUCCUAAUAUAUACCACUUCAGCCUGCAAGCACCAUCUCCACUUACAGCUGGAAUGCAUCCAGCAUUAACUAUGCCAAGUGGUAAAAAUCAGUCUGUGCCUGCAAGAGCAUUGAUUAUGGCCACGAAUAAUCAGCAGCACAAUGGAGUGAAGUUUACUGUCAAAGGAGCUCAUAAUCAAGGCAGUGGAUACAAUUCUGCCAGUAAUGGAGCUGUAAGGCAGCCAGUUAGCAACAGAGGUCAUCACCAAUACAACCGUAAUAUUUGGAGGAGAAAGAAGUACAGGGACAGUUUGCCUGUUAGCCUUAGCAGAUAAUGGCCAACUUCAGAGUCCUCUUUAGACUAAUGCAGUGUGUGUGAUACUGCUCUGGGAGGAUUUGAGACCAGCACUGAGUACAUCUGUCUGUGGAUGUUGCCAAAUAUCUGCAUCCAAUGUUUGCAUGUUUCGUGUGCGGUGGUGGAGUCCAUCUUAAAAGAAAUAAUUGUGCUUAUCGUGAAGCCUUAUUAACUGUGGAAGUUUGUCUUCUGCCUAUCCAUGAUUAUUACAGUGCUGAAACAGCUCUGGUAAGAUUAUUGGGAGGACCAUAAAUGCUAUGGCACUUCGCUGUAGCUGCAUUUGUUCAUAAUUGUUUUGUUUUCUUGGAAGGAUAAUGGGUUGCUUGAAUGUUAUUUUCCAUUACAAAACUUUAUUUGUGGCAUUGUUACCACCUUCCCAUUCCUUCUAAAAAUGGUUUUGUUGCCUUACUCACAUCAAACAUAACGUGCAAUAACUUGGAAUGUUUUAAUCAUGAAAAUAUUUAUGAAACUGAGGGUGUGCACAUAUGCACACACAUCUGUUUAUGUCUGUGUGUGUGAGAGAGAGAAAAUUUUUCUUUCUUUUUUUACAGAUCCUUUCCCAAAUUGCAUUUUCUAAGUUGGGUUCAUGCUUCUGGUGGAUUAGCUAAGCAAUCAAUUUUAACACAUCAAGCUAAUAAUAUUGGAAGCUUCCUGAUUUGUAGAACUGUUGGUCUGGCUUAAGUAUUUAUAAUAAUGAUUGAGUUAAAAGGCAUUUUGACUAGUUACCUUACUAGUCUGGCAUGUAAUGCUAAAUUCAAUCUUAUGAGAUAAAAUGCCAUCUAACGAUCUUACAGAUGUCAUGUUUAUUUUAGUGGGGAUGAUGUACAAAAAUUUGAAUCUUCUAUACAUUUUCUACAGCUGGACAAAAAUUACUAUUACAAAUCCAAGUUUGGGAUAUGUUUGUGUGUGUGUGCGUGCACGCGCACACACACACAUUUAGUAAAGAGUCAGGGAUAUAUGUGUGUGUGUAUGUAAUGUGUGUGCGUGUGGUGUGUGUGUUUAUAUAUCUCCCUGACCCUUAACUGCAAAUUGCAAAUGCCAGUUCAUCAAUUUUAUUUACCUUCUGAUUGCUUGAGCCAUUGUUAAACAAAGCAUCCAACUUGAAGAAUGUGGAGAAAGGAAUGUGUAGUGAUUCCAUUCAGGAAUCUGAUUAGCAGCCUGCAUUAGUUCUGUUGAGAGCAACUACCUAAAAUGUAUCUUCUGGCUUCUCUAUGCAUUCUGAUGUGUUAAGUCUCUUGUUUGUAAAGACACAGCCCACCCAGUGGUAUUGGGAUUAUCUGUAUGGCAGGCAACUGAUUUAAAGAUUCAUACAGAUAUACUAUGCAAGUGUGUAUCAUCAUGGCAACAUAUUUGCUUUAUUCUAAAGUCCCAAAUUGUGUAUAAAGCCUACCCUGCAUUUUAAAAGUACCAUAUUUUUUACUAUCACUUACUCCAUCUUUUUAUGCUUUCCCCCCCUUUUAUUGAAAUAUAAGUUCUUAAAAUUUGGAAAGUACUGUGUUUAGUAAUUCUGCUUGAAGAAAUUCUGUCUUGACAUCUUAAAUUGUACAUGGAAAUGAAUUUCUUAAGCAGCGAAUAUUUGGCACAGAAUGGUCAGAAGCUGAUGUAGAGAUUUUUUUUUCAAAACAAAUGCAAGGCCUUUGAAUAUCAUGACAGAAAAGAUUGCGACAUUCCAAAGCAGAGUAGCACAUAUUUUGACUACAAUUCAUCUUGAUCUAGUGUUAUCUUUUAAAUUGAUUGUAAGAUAAUCAGAAAGACAGGCAUAAAAUACAAGGUUUACUAUACUAGCCAGCAUCUGUAUGGAAAGAUAUAUAAAGUUUGCAAAUUUAAGGGAAAUAUAAACGUGAAAGUUACUGAAAAUGUACUCUAUGAUUGUUUAUCUCUACCUGCAAGUUGCCCUGUCAUACUCCUUAUCAAAGAUUAUAUAUUAUUUUCUCUGGAAAUAACUCUUGAACCUUAAAACUAUGUUCUAGAUGUACACGGGUUUUUAUGUCCCUCAACUCCAUACUGAAGCCCCUUAAUUAUGCUACCCUCCUUUUAAAAAAAGCCUCCCCCCAAAAAAUUCCUUCCUUCUCCAAAGCAACAUUUGAUAUUAUCAACCUCUGAUUGUUAAUAUGUCAAGUGAACAGCAAUUGGAUAACAAAUAAAGAGUAAACAGACUGCGAAUUGCCAAAACUUCAGCUCUGCUUGAUAGUGGAAUCAGUGUUUUUAUUUUGAUUAUUUUUCAAUAAUAAAAGGCUCGUAGUAGAAUUUGGUAUAGGAAGGGAUCUAAACUUGGAUAAACCAUUCAAGGGCUGAUUAUAAACCUAUAAUCAUUCUACAUACUAGCAAUAUUGACUAUGAAUCUACAUUAUUGAAAUAUUGAUGUUCUAAAUAGUUCCAUUUAAAAGCAGGAUAAACUUAAGCAGAUAUCAUGUCCCGUUCAGUCACGAUUAACCAUAAAUUGCAAUGGCUAUCACGCUGGUUACCUUUUAUGCCUCUGUGGAUGACUGCUAAAAUAUCAUGUUCAUUUUUGUGUGUAAUAACAAUGUGGGAAGCUAAAAAUACAUAUUUUUAUGUGAAGUUUUGUAUUCUUUGAUUUUUAAUAAAUUUUCAAGGCAGGUA
Molecule: messenger RNA, 5024 nt
Organism: Thamnophis sirtalis
Lineage: Eukaryota; Metazoa; Chordata; Lepidosauria; Squamata; Natricidae
Gene: TENT4A
Product: terminal nucleotidyltransferase 4A
Biological process (GO): polyadenylation-dependent ncRNA catabolic process; RNA 3'-end processing
Cellular component (GO): nucleolus; TRAMP complex
Molecular function (GO): mRNA binding; poly(A) RNA polymerase activity
Source: RefSeq, a predicted model, not a curated record